CCCCUUAGCACCGAUCGAGUUCAAGCUUAUCGCGACCGCCAGUGCAAGCGACGAAGACAUACCCCACCCUACCUUUCACCUGCCCCCCCAUAACCAUUUAGCAACCUACACCAAACAUCUUUACACUCAAGAGGGCCUCCAGUAGUCCAAGUCGCCAUCAACCUCCCCGUCCAUCGAUUCACCUGCGACAACACAUCAUCUUGUAUCGAUUCGACGGAUUUCAAGAUGAACUUCCUCAGAUCAACUGCGGCCACUUUUCUCGACAAGUACACGCCUGUCAGCCAUACCUCGACAUUUCGCAACACAGGACAGAUCACGCCAGAAGAGUUCGUGGCCGCCGGUGACUACCUCACCUUCAAGUUUCCUUCGUGGUCAUGGGCCGAUGCCGAUUCACCUAGCAAGCGCCUCCCAUUUCUGCCACCCGGAAAGCAGUUUCUCGUUACACGACAUGUUCCCUGUCAUCGACGCUUGAACGAUGACUUUGCUGGCGAUGCGGGCCAUGAGGAGGCCCUCGUGGAGGGCAACAAGGGUGGUGCCGACGAUGACGGCUGGUUGCGGACCGGCAGCAUGACCAGCUCACAGCCCCUCAGGGUACGAGAGGUACGCACCGUCGAUGAUGCCGGCAACGUUGGCGAUAGAGAGGUUGUGGAUGAGGACGACAUUCCGGACAUGGAAGACGACGAUGACGAUGAGGCCAUCAUCCGGGCUGAGGGCGAUAACUCGAACAGGCAAGAUAACAUCUCCACUGGGAAGCGCACCUACACCCUCUACAUUACCUACGCCAACGCCUACAAGUGCCCACGCAUGUAUAUGUCAGGCUAUCUCUCCAAUGGGCAACCGCUCCCCCCUCAUCUGAUGAUGGAGGAUAUCGUCGGCGACUACAAGGAUAAGACAGUAACACUCGAAGACUUUCCUUUCUUCUCUCACAGCGUCAAGAUGGCCAGUGUGCACCCCUGCCGUCACGCCUCCGUCAUGAAGACGUUGCUGGAUCGGGCUGAUGCCGCUCUCAAGCUUCGCCGUGAGAAGAUGAAAGCCGGCCAGGGUUCGGGAAGCGAACAGGGAAUGGAGGGUCUUGUGGAUGAGAUCAACAAGUUGGACGUCAGCGGGGCGCAUGCGAAUGCCGUCGAGGCUGCUCCCGGCGAAGAUGCCGAGUGGGAGGAGGUUCCACAUGACGUCGCCGACCAGGAGGUGGCCAUUCGUGUGGAUCAAUACCUGGUGGUCUUUUUGAAGUUCAUUGCCAGCGUUACCCCCGGAAUCGAGCACGACUUUACCAUGGGUGUUUAAGUCAGACCGCAGCAUACAUCGUGUUAUUGACCUCGUUCGACAUCAACUGGGGCCCCUGGUAGCAUUUUCUCCUUUUUUGUUAUGCUCUUCAACGCGGGCAGGUUUGGGGUUGGGUAAUGGGGCAUUAUGGGAUAUGGAGUACUACGGAAUUGAUAAUUUGGCUGGCUGGUUCAAGAGGAACAACAAUACUCGAUCCUGGAAGUCGCUGUUGACGGUAUUUAGAACAAACACUAAUGUUUUUGACAAAGGAAAGUACAGGGCUUCUUCCUUAGUACUAUAUUUAUGC
Messenger RNA from Neurospora tetrasperma FGSC 2508, 1570 nucleotides. RefSeq lists its product as uncharacterized. Gene Ontology annotation, molecular function: Atg8-family ligase activity. The transcript is spliced from 3 exons. The record is from RefSeq and is a predicted model, not a curated record. The coding region runs from base 226 to 1284 and encodes 352 amino acids. Lineage: Eukaryota; Fungi; Ascomycota; Sordariomycetes; Sordariales; Sordariaceae. Gene Ontology annotation, cellular component: cytoplasmic ubiquitin ligase complex; cytosol. Gene Ontology annotation, biological process: autophagosome assembly; nucleophagy; autophagy of mitochondrion.